GGACUGAGAAAUGUUCGAACUCACCGAGAGCUGUCGCUGCCAACCAACAUUUAAAAUCCACCACCUCUUCUGAAUUGUAAAGCGUUUGUCCAGCAUCGCUACUUUAAAUUCCAAUUUCAUCCUCUUUGCAGCAGUGCGUUUUUAAAGUUCCUAGGUCUGGAUUAUAUCAUAGGAUUUAUUCACCUCUCCCGCUUUUUCUUGGUCCCGGAGAUUAAUUACAAAGUUCCGUCAACUAUCAAAAGGAACCAACGACCACGCGAUAACCUCCUAAAUAUCCUCAACCACGAAUACAGAGUAAACAAACCCAACACCUCACCUUAUAGAACCUUCGAAUUCACUCCCUAGAGACUUUUACAUAUCUUCAUAAUGGCGGACGGUCCAGAUAAGACUGACGAGCUCUAUCCCAUAGCUGUUCUCAUUGAUGAAUUAAAGCAUGACGAUGUUACUUUAAGACUAAAUGCCAUUCAUCGACUGUCAACAAUCGCCCUCGCACUUGGAGCAGAUCGCACAAGAGACGAGUUGAUCCCCUUCUUAGAUGAAUCUGUCGAAGACGAAGACGAAGUUCUCACGGCCUUGAGCGAGGAACUCGGAAAUUUUGUAGAAUAUGUUGGCGGGCCAGAAUUCGGCCAUGUUCUUCUGUCACCCCUCGAGAACCUUGCCGCCAUCGAGGAACCCCUGGUGCGAGAAAAGGCUGUGGAAUCCUUAAACAAGAUAUGCGAGGAGCUAUCCUCGCAACAAGUCGAAGAGUACUUCAUUCCCCUCACAAUCCGACUUUCAAAAGCCGACUGGUUCACCUCAAAGAUCUCCGCCACAGGAUUAUAUAACGUACCAUACAAGAAGGCGUCGCCUCCAAUGCAAGAGCAGCUCAGACAACAAUUUGGCCUUUUGGUUCAUGACGAAACUCCUAUGGUCCGAAGACAAUCUGCAAACAACUUGUCGAAAUUUGUGAAGGAAAUGCCCGCUACGAUAGUUGUGGAAGAAAUGAUACCCUUGUUCCAACACCUUGCCGGCGAUGACCAGGAUAGCGUACGUUUAUUGACAGUAGAGAUUUUGAUUGCAAUUGCGGAAGUUGUACCAAAGGAGCAGCAAUCAAGUCACGGAGUCCUACUCACAGCUUUGAGGAGUUUAAUCGAAGAUAAAAGUUGGAGAGUGAGGUAUAUGGUAGCUGAUAGAUUUGAGAAGAUUGCAAAAGCGGUUGAUGAUGAAGUUGUGACAAGAGAUCUUGUACCAGCAUUUGUCAAAUUAUUGAAAGACAGUGAAGCGGAAGUACGUACAGCAAUUGCUGGUCAAAUUCCUGGUUUCUGCAAGCUUGUCGAUCAUACCACCCUCUUAAACGACAUCAUGACUACUGUCGAAGAUUUGGUUUCUGAUACUUCUCAACAUGUUCGGGCUGCUCUUGGUACCCAAAUCAGUGGACUUGCACCAAUUCUUGGCAAGCAAGAGACUAUCGAUCACUUACUUCCAAUGUUCUUGCAAAUGCUCAAAGAUGAAUUUCCAGAUGUCCGUUUACACAUAAUCUCCAAGUUGGAGUUGGUGAACCAAGUCAUUGGCAUUGAUCUCCUCUCACAAUCCCUUCUUCCUGCUAUUGUACAGCUCGCUGAAGAUAAACAAUGGCGUGUUCGCUUGGCAAUUAUUGAGUACAUUCCUCUAUUGGCCAGCCAACUCGGUGUUCAAUUCUUUGACGAGAAGUUGGCUGCUCUCUGCAUGGGCUGGCUCGGGGAUACAGUCUUCUCCAUCCGUGAUGCGGCAACAAAGAACUUGAAGAAGCUCACCGAAGUCUUUGGCGUCGAUUGGGCGAAUGAAGCUAUCAUUCCAAAGGUUAUGGCUAUGGGAGCUCAUCCAAAUUAUCUUUACAGAAUGACAACCUGCUUCGCAAUUACAACACUUGCACAAGUCGUCAGUCUCGAUGUUGUCUCAAAUUCUAUCCUACCUAUGAUGGACAAAUUAGUAGCUGACGAUAUUCCAAACAUUCGUUUCAAUGUCGCCAAAUCAUACUCUGAGAUCAUCUCAGUUCUCAAGAGAUUGCCAGACGAGGGUACCGUGUAUUCGCUAGAGAAGUCCGGUAGCUCAGAACCGCCCUCGGCUAGAGGCCAAGAGCUUAUCCAAGAAAGAAUUCUACCAAAUUUGGAAAAGUUGCAAAAGGAUGAUGAUGUCGAUGUUCGGUUCUUUGCUACUACGGCCGCAGCUUCUAUUUCUGGUGAGCCUAUGGAAACCUCAUAGAUAGGGAAUAAAGAUGUCGCACAGGGGAACCAAAACGUCUCUUCUUUUGCGCCAGUAGGCUGAGCAUGGUGGCUUUGCUGUUUUCCUGUUAUUCUAGAUCGGAGCAUGAAAUCCAGCAUAGUCCCUUCUAAUAAGUUUUUGAUAAGCGACCUCCCUCAUAAGCAGAUGGUAGGCCAUAAAACCGUAGAGAAAAAUCAAAUGAGAACGAUAUACUAAAUGUUUCAAUGUUUGUGAUUAAUGAAUUGUGAACCACGCAUCUCGACUAUGGCA
Messenger RNA from Botrytis cinerea B05.10, 2490 nucleotides. RefSeq names its product Bctpd3 (gene Bctpd3). Gene Ontology annotation, biological process: protein dephosphorylation. Gene Ontology annotation, molecular function: protein phosphatase regulator activity. The transcript has 10 exons. The record is from RefSeq and is a predicted model, not a curated record. Gene Ontology annotation, cellular component: protein phosphatase type 2A complex; cytoplasm. Bases 367 to 2220 code for a protein of 617 amino acids. Lineage: Eukaryota; Fungi; Ascomycota; Leotiomycetes; Helotiales; Sclerotiniaceae.